AUGGAGGUCUGCCUGGCCUGUGGGCCUGGCAGCGGCAGCAGCAAGAGGACGAGGGGUGCGCGAGUGGUCCAGCGCAGGAGGACGCGGCUCACCAGGGGGUGCACGGGGCUAAGGAAGCGCGAGGCACGGCAGAGAUGCGGCGGAGGCACGGCAGGGACGAACCCCCUCCCCAGCGAUGGAAAGACACUGGCAUUUCCGAAUUAG
Messenger RNA from Knipowitschia caucasica, 204 nucleotides. NCBI's taxonomy places the organism in Eukaryota, Metazoa, Chordata, Actinopteri, Gobiiformes, Gobiidae. The record is from the annotation of a GenBank genome assembly.